GCGGAGAAGUCCUCGGACCUUCGAGCAAUCCAGGAGAAAUUAAGGAAACAUGGCUCUUAGAGGUGCUGUCACCCGUCUACUCUAUAGCAGUCACAAAUGUGCUGCUGUUACAGUGUCCAGGGCCCAGGGCACAGCUGCUGCUGCUCCACAGGAUGCUGAAGAAACCAAAAAGCCAGCAAAGACACCAAAGGUGCCAUUUAACUGGCGGGACGCUCUGGAUCUGGAGGGUCAGCUGACAGAAGAGGAGAUCAUGAUCCGAGAUUCCUUCCGUGACUACUGCCAGGAGAAACUCAUGCCCCGCAUUCUCAUGGCCAACAGACAUGAACACUUCCACCGUGAGAUUGUCUCAGAGAUGGGAGAGUUGGGUGUUCUUGGUCCAACUAUUAAAGGUUAUGGCUGUGCUGGCACCAGUUAUGUGGCUUAUGGCUUGAUUGCAAGAGAGGUUGAGAGAGUGGACAGUGGGUAUCGGUCCGUCAUGAGUGUCCAGUCUUCACUGGUCAUGCACCCCAUCAAUGCUUAUGGCACAGAGGCCCAGAAAGAGAAAUACCUCCCUCGGUUAGCUCGUGGUGAAAUCCUUGGCUGUUUUGGCUUAACAGAGCCCAACCAUGGUAGUGACCCCAGCAGUAUGGAGACCAAGGCAAAGUAUAACCCGUCCAGUGGCACCUUCAGCCUCAGCGGAGCAAAAACCUGGAUCACAAAUUCCCCAGUGGCAGACAUUGCAGUGGUGUGGGCCAAGUGUGAAGAUGGCAGAGUGCGUGGCUUCAUCUUGGAGCGUGGAAUGAAGGGGUUUGCUACCCCCAAGAUUGAAGGCAAGUUCUCACUGAGAGCGUCAGCCACUGGAAUGAUCCUGAUGGAUGAAGUGGAGGUUCCUCAGGAGAAUCUUCUCCCCAAUGUCUCUGGUCUAGCUGGUCCUUUUGGCUGUUUGAACAACGCCCGCUAUGGUAUUGCAUGGGGAGCUCUGGGGGCAGCUGAGUUCUGCUUUCAUGCUGCCAGACAGUACACUCUGGACAGAAUCCAGUUUGGGGUGCCACUAGCCAGGAACCAGCUGAUGCAGAAGAAAAUGGCAGAUAUGCUGACAGAGAUCACCCUUGGGCUGCAAUCGUGUUUGGCCCUGGGAAGACUUAUAGAUGAGAAGAAAGCAGCACCAGAGAUGAUAUCCCUGCUAAAGAGGAACAGCUGUGGGAAAGCUUUGGAUAUUGCCAGACAAGCAAGGGACAUGCUGGGAGGAAAUGGCAUCGCAGAUGAGUACCACAUUAUACGUCAUGUCAUGAACUUGGAAGCCGUCAACACAUAUGAGGGAACUCAUGACAUCCAUGCCCUGAUCCUUGGCAGAGCCAUCACUGGAUUGCAGUCUUUCACAGUUGAAAAGUAAAGGACUCUCAACCUCUUCUACAAAUGGAAUUGAGAUGUAUUUUUAUUUACUCUCUUUAUUCGCCCCCUGAGAAAUUGUGUAAAAACAUGAGCUGGACAGGUUUGAGGCCUUACCUGAUGGGACAAAUAACAAUUACCUCAUGACAUUCUUUUUAAAACUGAUUUGAGCUCUCUAUUACUGCUUCUGUUUGUAGAAGCAAUGAGCCAAUCUGUGAUGUUGUUUGUACAGUUUAGAUGCCUGAAAUUAGUUGUUUUUUAUUAGCAAGGUGCGUGCAAAUGCUAUAUUAUGAGAUUUACUUUGUGAAAAUUUAAAGUGUAAAUAAAUUGUUACUAAUUGA
Messenger RNA from Cheilinus undulatus (humphead wrasse), 1709 nucleotides. Its product is annotated as glutaryl-CoA dehydrogenase, mitochondrial-like. The transcript has 12 exons. Gene Ontology annotation, molecular function: fatty-acyl-CoA binding; flavin adenine dinucleotide binding; glutaryl-CoA dehydrogenase activity. Gene Ontology annotation, biological process: fatty-acyl-CoA biosynthetic process; fatty acid beta-oxidation using acyl-CoA dehydrogenase. The record is from RefSeq and is a predicted model, not a curated record. NCBI's taxonomy places the organism in Eukaryota, Metazoa, Chordata, Actinopteri, Labriformes, Labridae. The coding region runs from base 50 to 1372 and encodes 440 amino acids. Gene Ontology annotation, cellular component: mitochondrial inner membrane.